GUCACGUGAUCGCGGGUCCCCGCUGAGCUCCGGCAGCUGCCGGCUUCCGCGUCUCGGCGCGCGGCGGGGUUUCGGCUCCGCGGGUCCCGGGCCAGCGAUGGAGGAGGAAGAGGAGGAAGCGCGGGCGCUGCUGGGGGGCCGCCCCGGCGAGGAGGACCGCGGAGCCCCCGCCGCCCCCGCGGCGCUGCCGGCCCUCUGCGACCCCCGCCGCCUGCCGCACCGGCUGCUGGUGCUGCUGCUGAUGUGCCUGCUGGGCUUCGGCAGCUACUUUUGCUAUGAUAUUCCUGCUGCCCUUCAAACUCAGGUUAAGCGGGACAUGCAGGUGAACACCACCAAGUUCAUGCUGCUGUACGCCUGGUAUUCCUGGCCCAACGUGGUUUUGUGUUUCUUGGGUGGCUUUUUGAUAGACCGAGUAUUUGGAAUACGAUGGGGCACAAUUAUCUUCAGCUGCUUUGUUUGCGUUGGACAGGUUAUUUUUGCUCUGGGAGGAAUAUUUAAUGCUUUUUGGCUGAUGGAAUUUGGGAGGUUUGUGUUUGGGAUUGGUGGCGAGUCCUUGGCUGUUGCCCAGAACACAUACGCCGUGAGCUGGUUCAAAGGCAAAGAAUUAAACCUGGUGUUCGGACUCCAGCUGAGCAUGGCUAGAAUUGGAAGCACGGUGAACAUGAACCUCAUGGGCUGGCUGUACUCCAAGGCUGAGGCGCUGCUGGGUUCCGCUGGCCACACCACCCUUGGGGUGACACUGAUGAUCGGCUGUGUCACGUGUGUUCUGUCACUAAUCUGUGCCGCGCUCCUUGCGUACCUGGAUCGCAGAGCGGAGAGAAUCCUUCAUAAAGAGCAAGGGAAGACAGGUGAAGUUAUUAAAUUAAGUGACAUAAAGGACUUCUCCUUACCCUUGUGGCUGAUUUUUAUCAUCUGUGUCUGCUACUAUGUUGCUGUGUUCCCAUUUAUUGGACUUGGAACAGUUUUCUUCACAGAGAAAUUCGGAUUUUCUCCCCAGGCAGCGAGUGCGGUCAACAGCAUUGUGUAUGUCAUCUCCGCUCCCCUGUCCCCGGUGUUCGGACUCCUGGUGGACAAGACCGGGAAGAACAUCAUCUGGGUCCUGUGUGCGGUGGCCGCCACGCUCCUGUCCCACAUGAUGCUGGCCUUCACCCUGUGGAACCCUUGGAUCGCCAUGUGCCUCCUGGGCAUCUCCUACUCGCUGCUGGCCUGUGCGCUGUGGCCCAUGGUGGCGUUCGUCGUUCCUGAGCAUCAGCUGGGGACCGCCUACGGCUUCAUGCAGUCCAUCCAGAACCUGGGGCUGGCCAUCAUCUCCAUCGUGGCUGGCACGAUCCUGGAUUCUCGGGGGUAUCUGUUUCUAGAGGUGUUCUUCAUCGCUUGCGUUUCUUUGUCACUUGUAUCUGUGGUCUUACUUUAUCUGGUGAACCGUGCUCGAGGUGGGAACUUAAAUUACUCUGCUAGACAAAGGGAAGAAAUGAAACUUUCUCAUACUGAAUGAGGCGUUUCCUGACCACGCCCUGAGGACGAGUUGCACACCGUGACUUGGAGUCUCCUCAAAUAAUGUGUAGUUUUAAAGGUAGAGGCCAGCCGUUAGGAAAAGGAGUGGGCUGGAAGGUGAUAUUUAUAUUGCAGAUGUGCCUCUGUCACAGUGGGUUCGUGAGGGCUGUCGUAGCCUUGGUGCUCUGAGUUCUAAGAAUUCUUCUUCAGGCUGAUCAUCGGUGAUCAGUUUUAGUACACGAAUGGACUUGAAGAUUACUGCCAGUAAUAGCAAACAUGGGAUCUUGGGAUAAUUUCCAUUACCUCAUGGGGAUGUGUCCCUUGUCUUGCAGCAGAAACAAAGCAAAGAGAACACAAAUCAUAUAGACAGAACAACCCCAGUCUUUAUUGGUUGUCGAAGGGCUGUUCAUACAGAAUAAAUGAUGGUAUGGUAAUGGCGUUUUCCUUGUCAUAGAGAAGAUGAGGGGCCGGAGGUGGGGGUCAGCGGUAGAGCCCCUACCCUAAUGAGCAUGUGGCUGGAGUUCAGGCCCCAGUCCUGUCAAAAAUAAGGCUAUGCCAGGCUCUGGAAAUCCUAACUACUCAGGAAGC
Molecule: messenger RNA, 2082 nt
Organism: Perognathus longimembris pacificus (Pacific pocket mouse)
Lineage: Eukaryota; Metazoa; Chordata; Mammalia; Rodentia; Heteromyidae
Gene: Mfsd1
Product: major facilitator superfamily domain containing 1
Exons: 16
Coding region: 98-1495 (465 amino acids)
Biological process (GO): transmembrane transport
Cellular component (GO): lysosome
Molecular function (GO): transmembrane transporter activity
Source: RefSeq, a predicted model, not a curated record